AUGUCAGAUCAAACACCAGAUUAUGAGACUGUGAUACGGACGGAAAUUUUUGCUGAAGGUCGAGUAAUGACUUAUCAGCUUCUCAGCAGAAAACUCGGAGUCCAUGUAAACAAGGCCAAAAAGUAUCUUUAUGAGUUUCAGCAAAAAACCACAGAAAAGUUUCAUACAACCUAUAUUGUUUCCGGAUACGAAAAAAUCAACGUCCAAGGACCUGUUACUAAUUCAAAUUCUACGCAAAAUCAAUUUCAAGUUGUUUCUAUAAGAGAUUCUUACCGACCUGCGACUAAAGAAGAAUCGUCAGAACGUUUGGAGCGAGUUAUUUGUAAAGUUCCUGAAGAAAAACUAAAUGACAAAAUAAAUAGUCUUGAAAAGGUUACCUCUGUUCAUAUUUACAGUAUAGGAUCUGCCGUUUCUAAUGAUAUUACUCUUCUCACAGAAGCUCUUCAAGAGACUAAGCUGAUAGAUUGCGAAUUAGAAACUAAUGUUGGUCAAUUGUCUUCCAAGUAUGGCGUGGUUAUUAACCCUUUAAUAGACAAGAAUUUAAUCGUUGUUCCAAAAACAAUUGAAACUCCAACUAAGGUUGGAUCAGCUUACAAAUAUCAGCCUGCAGCUAGAGUUGAAACAGUACCUGUAAAGCAAGAAAAGCGGACUAUAAAUGUGGUAAAAGAGGCUGUAAAAGAACCCUCGGCUUCAUCAACCACAGGAUCAGCAAAAGCAGCAAAAAGUUUUUCGACUUCAAAGGGCUCAAAUUCUAAAGAUCCGAGAAAACAACCUACUCUUAGUCAAACAUUUUUUGGGAAAAAGCCGGUUAAAACCUCCACCAGACAAAAAACUCUUGAAGAUACGGUAGAAGAAAAAUCUGGAAAGAAUUUAAAAUCAACAGAAACGUUUUCUGUAGAUGAAAAUAUCAUAAAUGAGCCAAAGGAAGAAAAGAAAGAAGUCGAAAGAGAAAAGAUGACAAGAGAAAAGGAAAAAGAAAAGAAAAAGGGAAAGGAAACUAAAGAAAAGGACAAACAAAAUAGUGUUGAAAUUAGUGAGGAACUUAAAAAUAUGUUUGCCGACGUCGAAAACAAUGCAUCUGCAACCCCUGAUAUUCAAAGCGAAGAUGAGGGUAUGACGGACCAAAGUGAAAACGAGAAGGAUGAGGACGGUGAUGUUGAAAUGGGCGAUUUGCCCUCGCCUGCUCCUGUACCUAAAGAGCCUACACCUCCACCUCCUGCAACUACCAAAGGCCGAAAAAUGAAAAAGGUUUUGAAGCGAACCACCAAGCUUGAUGAAUUAGGAUACUUGAUUACACAUACUGAAGAAGUUUGGGAAUCUUGCUCUGAAUCAGAAGAAGAAGCUAAACCGGUAGAAAAACCAAAGCUUCGGACACUUCCUCCCGUUGGAGCGCUUAAACAUAAAAAGAAGAAUAAUAACCAUUCUCACCCAGAUCCUACUUCUCUAUUAGACCAAGCAUUGCGAGAUUCCUUUCGUUCAAAUCCAACUUACUCUGAUAUUAUUGAAAAAUCAGACAAUAAAAUGAAAGUCAAAUUGGUGAAGGAACAAAGAUUAAGUGCCGCUGCUGCUGCUUUUGCACAGCCUGACGAAAUUGGAAGACCUCCGUUCAGCCCUUCAGACGAACACUCCUCUUCACCUCAAUUUCCCCAAUCUAUUCAAGAACGUGAAGAUGGAAUUACUGCCACUACAACUUCGAUUCCAAUCGUUUCUUUUCGAGCUCGAAAGCAUAGAUUUUCGUGUCUAAACUGUUGUGGCGGAAAAGGAAUUCAGCCUACAACUGCUUGUGACGAAACAACACAAAUGAUUCAAGUCGGUGAAAACUCAUUUAACAGUUCUGAAAAACGUACGGCACAUAUUGGAUCUAAAGCACCAACAGUCGCUAGUAGUGUCAAAGGAAGUACUUGUCUUUCUUCUUCAACAGGGUCCACGCCAAGAAGUAUUUUAAAAUCUUCUCAGAACCAAAGCUCUUCACAGAUAUCUCAUCAAGAUUUAGAUCAAAGACUUGUUGAUAUUAGCGAAACAAAUUCAACAAUUGAUCAUCACCCAAACUUUAGCUUGGCUUCGAAUAAACAGUUAUUAAAUCCGAAUAUACUUAAGCCCAUUUCUCCAAUCCCAGUGCAGCCUCCUGACAGCAAACUUGUUGCUAAAAUCCGUGAUAUUACUAAUAACACUUCCAAUGUCAAAGUACCAAGCAGUCUGGCAAUUGUAAUGCAAGCGGAAUCCGCCCCUAUUAAAAGCCCGGCCCUUGUUUCUGAUGUAAAUAAGUUGGCUUACAGCGCCCCAAUCAUGUUUACUCCUGUCAAAUCUGAUCCUAACACCGAAAAUUCGCAUGGUCAAAGUGUAAGCAUCAACAGCUUUAAUAAUGAAAUUGGAUCAAUGGCAUGUAUUUUUAGAGAAGACGUUUCCCAAAUUGGCGAACUUGGUGAUUCUCUAAAACCAACACCCCUGGGAACUAUGGGGUCACUUAUCGAUUUAGACAAUAACGAAUCUGUCCAUGAUAUUUGGAGAUAA
Messenger RNA from Magnusiomyces paraingens, 2511 nucleotides. RefSeq lists its product as uncharacterized. Gene Ontology annotation, molecular function: DNA-directed DNA polymerase activity. The transcript is spliced from 6 exons. The record is from RefSeq and is a predicted model, not a curated record. Gene Ontology annotation, cellular component: nucleus; delta DNA polymerase complex. The coding region runs from base 1 to 2511 and encodes 836 amino acids. NCBI's taxonomy places the organism in Eukaryota, Fungi, Ascomycota, Dipodascomycetes, Dipodascales, Dipodascaceae. Gene Ontology annotation, biological process: DNA synthesis involved in UV-damage excision repair; nucleotide-excision repair, DNA gap filling; DNA strand elongation involved in DNA replication.